This is a messenger RNA of Dermacentor silvarum, 1305 nucleotides long. RefSeq lists its product as uncharacterized. The record is from RefSeq and is a predicted model, not a curated record. The transcript is spliced from 5 exons. The coding region runs from base 531 to 1274 and encodes 247 amino acids. Lineage: Eukaryota; Metazoa; Arthropoda; Arachnida; Ixodida; Ixodidae.
UGCUUUAUUAGGCCAUACUUUGUGCAGCGUCGCCAACGACUACGCAGUUAAACACCUACUGUAGCACGCUUGACUCCGAUAGUCCGGCGAGCGUUCACCGCCAGUGUGCAAGAAAUUUCUCCUUUCCACCUCACUUUUUUUUUGUCAGCUCCUGUCGUCCAUCGCCAUUGCUGCCGGAACGGCGAAGUGAAUCACAGGAACGGUGAGUACGUGACUGGGGUUUAGCUUUGAGUGUGCACAUGCUCCGAAACAAGCAAACAGCGAAUUACAUAAACCGGAGAGGAGGAUAGUAAGGUAAUCGAACAGGUGUCGUGGCGGGAUCACGCAUUACAGCGCACACCGUGUUUUCUUCAAGGACGGCAGACGGUGUCCGGCCCACAGUUGUGGAAGACACUAUAAGGGAACGAGCUCUCUGCCUCCGGCAGUGGGUUUUGACAGAGCGCCGUAUACAAGCUCGGUAGUGUUGGAACUAUAUACUGUGGUAACGACGCUUUCUGCAUCGUCAUAACGUAGUAUACCGCCGUUUCCAGAUGCACGCAAGUCGUCGAGCGACAAUGUGGCGGCGUGGUGUAGCCUGCGUCUUCAUUGCUUGUUUUCUGGGCGUGUGUCGGGCCCAGCUCAAGUCCGGCUGCAAGAUAUCUCAACUGCAUGCCUGCGGUGAAGACUACCUAGUCUACAGCAACACCACGUACCUUCCGGAACCCCAGGAGGAUGAGUUCCAAGCAAAUUGCGAAUUGUACACCAAGCAGAUCGCCUGCACGAUCGAGUUCUCAGAGAGUUGCCUGGACAAUGUACCGCGCGCCGUGGCGCUGGUUGCCAUGGAAGCAGCGGGCGACGACUUCGAGGCUGCCUGCACCGAAGGCACCGAACGACACGACAUGUACAAGAGCAGCAUCGCGUGCAUGAACGCCGCGGGAACUGGGCUGAACAAAUGCUUCGGCGUCCUUCGUGAUGGCCUGGGCGAGAGCAUCGAUGCACCAGCUGGAAGGACCAUUCACUACGCCUGCUGCGCGUACCAUAACUCCUUGGAGUGCGUAGAGCGCGCUCUAGACGACUGCGAUCCUAGCUCUCCGGCCAAGGAGUACGUGACGAACGUGAUGGAACGCAUCUUCGGGCAAGUGCUGAGUCUCGUGUGCGGGCCCUACACCCGGGGUUCAGCCGACUGCCACACCCUGCCCAAACUUCCGCCCACUGCUGGACCAAAGAAGACCAACCUCAUCGAGCUGGCCAUCGAGAUAUCCAACUCAUUCAGGAACAAGAAGAAAAAGAACUAAUAAACGUAGCCGUAUGAUUCAUUCCACACAC